Molecule: messenger RNA, 672 nt
Organism: Vigna unguiculata (cowpea)
Lineage: Eukaryota; Viridiplantae; Streptophyta; Magnoliopsida; Fabales; Fabaceae
Product: histone H3.2
Cellular component (GO): nucleosome
Molecular function (GO): protein heterodimerization activity; DNA binding; structural constituent of chromatin
Source: RefSeq, a predicted model, not a curated record
AAGCCAACAAACAAUUCUGGAUCUGGAAGUGAUUUUGCAGUAAAACAAGUACUAAUUCUUCUCAUCAAUGGCACGAACCAAACAAACUGCACGUAAAUCCACCGGAGGCAAGGCUCCUAGGAAGCAACUGGCCACGAAGGCAGCCAGAAAAUCUGCUCCGGCAACAGGUGGUGUGAAGAAGCCUCACCGCUUCAGGCCGGGAACAGUGGCACUGAGAGAGAUCAGAAAGUACCAAAAGAGCACGGAAUUGCUGAUCAGAAAGCUUCCAUUCCAGCGUUUAGUGCGAGAGAUCGCUCAGGACUUCAAAACAGAUCUUCGUUUCCAGAGCAGCGCGGUUUCUGCUUUGCAGGAAGCUGCAGAAGCUUAUCUUGUUGGACUCUUUGAAGACACAAACCUUUGUGCCAUUCACGCCAAGCGCGUCACCAUCAUGCCCAAGGACAUUCAACUUGCUCGCAGAAUCAGGGGCGAGAGAGCUUGAGUUUUCAUAAUUAUAUUGAAGUUCUGUUUAUUCUAAUUUACUGGUUUAGUUGUUUGAACUGUUGUGUAUCAGUCCAAUGUAGAUAAAAUUUGUUGGAGUGUUUUCUAGUUAAAUUUGUUUUCAUUAUUAUUUUUCAUUUAUCUUUCAUUUUAAUACAGAACUAUUAUAUUUUCUUUAUUGAAUUUCAAGGUGAA